Messenger RNA from Puma concolor (puma), 822 nucleotides. RefSeq names its product complement factor H related 2 (gene CFHR2). Gene Ontology annotation, molecular function: complement component C3b binding. Lineage: Eukaryota; Metazoa; Chordata; Mammalia; Carnivora; Felidae. Gene Ontology annotation, biological process: complement activation. The record is from RefSeq and is a predicted model, not a curated record.
AUGCUGUUACUAAUCAGUAUCAUUCUCACCUUGCGGGUUUCCUGUGCUCAUGGACAAGGAAGAACUUGUGGUUUUCCAGAAAUAAAACAUGGAAACAUAUAUGAUGAAGACAGAUAUAAACACAACUUCCCAGUUGCUCUGGGAAAGUAUUUCUACUACUCGUGUGAUCACAGCUUUGCGUCUCCUUCACAAUCACUCUGGACUAAAAUAACCUGCACAGAGGAAGGAUGGUCACCAACACCAAAGUGUAUCAGACAGUGCUUUUUCCCUUGGGUGGAAAAUGGUCAUUCUGCCUCUUCAGGACAAACACACCAGGAAGGUGACACUGCAAAAAUUGUCUGUGAUACAGAUUAUCGCCUUUUAAAUAAUCAGAGCAACAUCACAUGUACAGAGAGUGGCUGGUCCAUCCCUCCUAAAUGCAGUUCGACAGACCCUAAAAGAAAAUGUGGGCCUCCUCCACCUAUCGACAAUGGAGACAUUACCUCAUUCCCAUUAUCAACGUAUGCUCCAGGAUCAUUAGUUGAGUACCAAUGCCAGUCCUUCUAUGAACUUCAGGGAAACAAGAAUAUAAUAUGUAGUCAUGGACAGUGGUCAGAACCACCAAAGUGCUUGGAUGCAUGUGUGAUAUCAGAAGAAGUCAUGGAUAAACAUAACAUACAGUUACGAUGGAGACAUGAAAAAAAAUUUUAUUCUAAAACAGGAGAUAUUAUUGAAUUUGUAUGUAAAAGUGGAUAUCAUAAAAAGACACCACAUCACACAUUUCGAAUAACCUGUCAGGAAGGGAAACUGGAAUAUCCCACUUGUGUAAAAAACAAUGGCUAA